Messenger RNA from Chiloscyllium plagiosum (whitespotted bambooshark), 2267 nucleotides. RefSeq names its product purine nucleoside phosphorylase 6 (gene pnp6). The record is from RefSeq and is a predicted model, not a curated record. Gene Ontology annotation, molecular function: purine-nucleoside phosphorylase activity. Lineage: Eukaryota; Metazoa; Chordata; Chondrichthyes; Orectolobiformes; Hemiscylliidae. Gene Ontology annotation, biological process: nucleoside metabolic process. Gene Ontology annotation, cellular component: cytoplasm.
UAGAAAUCAGACUGUUUUGGAAGGAGAGGAGACAAUUUCAAAACUGGACAGUAUAGAGAAAGCAGUUUACAAAUUCAUGCAUUCCUCGAGAGGAACUAUUCCAAGUGGUCAGCUUCAACUGCCUGUCAAACCACAAGCUUGUCCCGACCAAUUCUGUUGCUUCACCUCAACGAAUUCUCCAAAAUCUCUUACUGAGGAGUUUGCGGUGGGUGCAGGCGGAGAGACACCAGAAGAGCUAGUCGGUUUUUUUCCUGUCUGAGAGGGGGCAUCUACUCUCUCCUUACAAUGAAUGCGAGUGAGAGUGACCACCAAUUAAGUGCAUGGCAGUUCUCCUAUGAAGAGUAUAAGGAGACGGCUGAUUGGUUGAUGGCCCAGAUUCCAAUCCAGCCAAGGAUAGCAGUGAUCUGUGGGUCUGGCCUCGGGGGCCUCGCCAAUUUGCUGAGUGACCAGACCAUCAUUCCAUAUGAGAAGAUCCCCCGCUUCCCAAAAAGUACAGUUGCAGGUCAUGCUGGCAGGCUGGUGUUUGGGGAACUCCGUGGGAAGCAGUGUGUCUGUAUGCAGGGCCGCUUCCAUUUCUACGAGGGUUACCCAAUCAAUGAGGUAACCUUUCCUAUUCGUGUUUUCCACCUGAUGGGCAUCAAGACUCUGAUAGUAACCAAUGCUGCGGGAGGCCUGAAUGAAGAAUUUAAUGUCGGUGAUAUCAUGUUCAUUAAUGACCAUAUCAAUUUGCCUGGCUUUGCAGGACUGAACCCACUGAGAGGCAGCAAUGAGGAGAGGUUUGGUGUGCGGUUCCUGUGCAUGUCAGAUGCCUACGACAAGACUCUCCGGCAGAUGGCCUUUGAAUGUGCCCAGGAGCUGGGCUACCAGGAUUUCAUCCGGAACGGCGUGUACUGCAUGCUGGCCGGCCCCUCGUACGAGACAAUUGCCGAAUGUCACUUCCUGAAGAAACUGGGAGCUGAUGCAGUCGGAAUGAGCACAGUGCCCGAGGUAAUCCUUGCCCGUCACUGCGGAUUGCGAGUGUUUGGCACCUCGCUCAUCACCAACAAGGUAGUGACAGACUACAGCAGCCAGCAGAAAGCCAACCACGAGGAAGUGCUGCAGACCUCGAAGGAUCGGGCUGAGGCCCUGCAGAGGCUCAUCAGUCACCUGGUGGCGAAGAUAGACUGAACGUUGCACGGCCCACUGAUCCCUAGGACGCUGUAGCAAUAAUAUUAUUACUAAACAUGGAGUAAGAUCGGAUGUGGAGGAGGAUGCAAAAUACAGAGUCAAAUCUCUCGUCCUUGUACACACCAGAUAAUCGACAACAAGACUACUUGUGUUAGACAGUCCAGCUCAUGCCAAAGCAUACAGUCCCCAUUUGGCCCAACAAGUCCACACCAACCCUCCAAAGAGCAUCCCACCCCCCUGCUCCCACUCUGUCCCUGAAGCCCUGUAUUUCCCCUGGCCAACCCACCUAACCUCCACAUCCCUGAACUUGACAGGCAAUGUAGCAUGUCCAAUCCAUGUGACCUGCACAUCUUUGGACUGUGGGGGGAAACCGGAGCACCUGGAGGAAACCCACACAGACACGGGGCGAAUGUGCAAACUCCACACAGACAGUCGCCCGAGGCUGGAAUCGAACUCUGGCCCUGUGAGGCAGCAGUGCCCCAAAGAGUCAAUGUGCUAAAAUCCCCAUCCUGCCAAUGUACCACUUCCAGUUGAUAUACCCCACCUCUCACGUGACACUUACCCCAUCCAGUCAUUGUACCCCAUGUUGGUAACGAACCUCACCCAUCAUGUUGAGUACCCCGACCUACUAUUAUAAUCCCAUCUACCCAUCCUCUUCCCACCUCAUACACCUACUCUCCCAUCCACCUACCCAUCAUAUACUCUAUUGGUCCCUAAUCACACCUACCCACUUUGUGCCCUGCUUAUUCUUUAUAUCCCCCCUCCAUCUGAUAAGCUCCUCACCUGCCCCUGCUGAGCUCACCUGCUGAUAACCUUGGCCCAAUGUUCAGUCCCAUUGACUGUUGACUGUGGAUUACACAAUAAUGUGUAAUAUACUGAUUGGUCCAAUCUAUCUUGAAUCACCACUGUUAUCCAAUUCCACAUCCAUCUUGCUUCUAAUAUAUGUAUUUUAGACUAAGGUUAAUAUAAGUCUGCAAGAUAAUUAUUAUUUAUUUCUAACAUAUUGUUGGAGAUAAAGGACAAGUGUGUUUCUACUGAAAAAAGCUUGCAUUUGUAUCGCACUUUUUGCAACUAUCUCUUUAAAGCACUUUUACAAAUGA